Molecule: messenger RNA, 488 nt
Organism: Girardinichthys multiradiatus
Lineage: Eukaryota; Metazoa; Chordata; Actinopteri; Cyprinodontiformes; Goodeidae
Product: pancreatic secretory trypsin inhibitor-like
Exons: 4
Coding region: 82-396 (104 amino acids)
Molecular function (GO): serine-type endopeptidase inhibitor activity; protein binding
Source: RefSeq, a predicted model, not a curated record
UUCAACAGCUACGUGUAUAAAAGGAGAGUAUGAGGAGUGUGUGAAACACACACCUGUUGCGUGUGAAAAUAGAAGUACAAUAUGGAAGUCAUGAAGCAUACUAUGCUGUGUUUUUUUAUGCUUCUUCUUGAUUUUGUCCUUUCUCAGGAACAUGGCAUUUUGACUCAGGUUCCAGGCGAUCAUGAACAAUUGUUGUCUCCAGAACUAGUACAAGCUCUUUCUGGAGAUGCAGAGCCUGACUGUGGAAGUUAUGAAGAAAAGGGUUGUACCAAGGAGUAUGAUCCAGUUUGUGGAAGUGAUGGAAAAACAUAUGGAACAGAAUGUGUUCUCUGCCAGGAGAACAAUCAGAAGAAGUCAAAUGUUAAAGUGGUUGGCAAAGGACCAUGCCCUCAAUAAGUCAGCAAAGACAGACGGAGAAAAAUUACCUUUACCAGCAAUGGACUGACUCUCUGUAUUUGGCCUUCUCAAUAAAAUUACAUCAUGCAGCA